Oncorhynchus kisutch (coho salmon) is the source of this 9148-nucleotide messenger RNA. RefSeq names its product G-protein coupled receptor 22-like. The coding region runs from base 1972 to 3462 and encodes 496 amino acids. Gene Ontology annotation, cellular component: plasma membrane. NCBI's taxonomy places the organism in Eukaryota, Metazoa, Chordata, Actinopteri, Salmoniformes, Salmonidae. Gene Ontology annotation, molecular function: peptide binding; G protein-coupled receptor activity. The transcript has 2 exons. Gene Ontology annotation, biological process: G protein-coupled receptor signaling pathway; cellular response to hormone stimulus. The record is from RefSeq and is a predicted model, not a curated record.
AGCAGAGACCUGUGUAACUUUGUUGUCCAACCAUUGUCACAUGGCAGGGCUGUGCUCCACAGUGUUGGAUAUUAUUAUGGGUGACGUCUGUCUGGCUCAUGGGCACAGUAAUUGGCAGCAGGUCUGGUUGUCUCCCCCACACUCCUCUAAUUGCCCCCUGUCCUGUGCUGCCAGCUGGAGCCCAGCUUCCCUUGGCCUGCCAGGGGGUGGGAGAAAGCCAGGGCCAGGGAAUGGCACACAGCUGCAGGGGCUGAAGUGGAGGGCCAAGGAAAUGAGCCAUUACACAGACAGACCAGAGAGAGGAUGACGAUUUUGGCAGCAGAAUCAACAAUCAAUCUACUCUCCCUCUCAUCUCAAGUUAAAUGGCGUCCGGAUUUUUUGUAAUUUACUCAACACAUUUUGGGAUGUUCCAGCUGUCCUGAGUACAAUAUUGAAGAGCGGUCAAUAAGGGAAGGGGUAUACAGACAUGCCUGGUGCUCAAAAUUAAUGACGUAUUUCAUGCAGAGAGAGUUGAGUGGGGAUGAAUGGAUGUGGUUCAGUUCGUUCAGACAGUCUUCCUGAGCCCUCACCAGCUAGCUACAAUAGUUUAUGCUUGUGGUUAGAAACUUCCUUGAGAUUUUGAAACUUGUCUGCCAAAAUAGGGAAUACGGAGUGUUCAGAAUUAUUCAGUUUUUACCGGAUUUUCAAAAGCAAUUGUGAUUUAGCUGUAACCCUGGCCUGAUGCUACACUAUCUAGCUACUUCCCUCUAAGUUACUGCAGGAGAGCAGUGCAAGGUCGUUUGUUUGCAUUGGUCUGUGGUGUGAAAGAGGGUGGCAGUAAACAACAUGUAGAGCGCCUCUCCCCCUCACUCCAUUCAGCUGGCAUGUCUUAAUGUGAUUUGGUUAAUGGAAACAUUUGAGUGUGUUGAAUAUAAACCAUGCAAUAAUGUGGACCCGUGGAUGGUUUCUGUAGGCCUAUUUAUCAGCUCAUAUGCAGAACAUUUAAAGUGAGUGGGUUGUUGGAUCGCUAUUUCAAGCAGGUUGACCUGAUGCCCUUCCAUAGCCGUGUAGUGUAAGCAUUUCACUGUACCUGUUGUAUUUGGCGCAUGAAGGGGUAAGGUGCACCUGUUUUCACACUACAUGAAGAACCAGGAGCACAUACAGUAUGUUUUGUCUGUGUAUUCUGCAGUAGUCAACGGAAGAACCUAUCCUGCAACAGAACCAUGCCCUCUGUGUAUGAUGCUUUCUUGACAUUGGAGAGCAGAAAAUCCCACACCUAGCCAUGCCUGUUUAAGCCUACAUCUAGUUUAGCCUGCUUUUUCUCUUUCAACGUGACUGCAUUCGUUGUAGGUGGUGAUUUUUUUUUCCCUCGUUCGUUAUAGCCUAUUGGAAAUCUUGUCUAUCCAGUAUUUGCCAUAUGCUUUUCCACAUGCUGAUGACCUUGCCUGUCAAAUUGAGCACCUCACUCCUGUCACUCGGGGUGCGAAAUGCAGUCGUUUCUGAAUUUUACACCACCACGGUGCAGUACGUGCAAGACACGCCCCGUAUUGGAUGGAGGGAACGCAGCUCUCCCUCUGAUCUGGCCAGAGGUACAGUAGUCUACUCUUCGCUGAGCAUGUGGUCUCCGAAGACAUUAUCAACAUGACCGUGAGAGAUGAGUAGGGAUUCUUUACGGUCGGCUACCUAAAACUGGUGGACGAUCAUCUCACGACAGAGGCAAUAGCACAGCUUUUACAUGCAGAGAUGUAGCCUACAACAGCAUCAUUAGCGUCAUAUUACAUAGCCAUAAAACAUGAUAUGAAAUACAUUGCAAUAUUCUGAUUAUUUGUCAAAGAAACAGAAGGCAGAGCGCGACAAACGGACCUGCAAAAGAAUGUAGCUGGGAAUCUCCGGGACUGGCACGAGGCAAUGACUGUCACUGAACUGUUCUCCAUCACCAUCAGGGAGCCAGGUGGCAGCAUGAGAACACAUCACGGCUGAGAGGUCACCAACAUGGAGACGGACAGCUACACCCCGACCCCUGUCCCCAGCGACUGGGCUGGGAUGGUGGUGAGUGUCGGGGCCCUGGAGGCGGUCUCAGGGGGGAGUGUCUCCUCCAGCACAGCCUGGUACAUGCCCUACUCCCUGGGCUUCCAAGUGUCCCUGACUGCCUUCCUUAUGCUGGAGCUGGUGCUGGGCUUCAGCAGCAACAUGACGGUGCUGGUGCUCUACUGCUCUCAGUCCAACCUGGUUGACUCGGUCAGCAACAUGGUCACGGUCAACCUGCAUGUGCUGGAUGUGGUGUUGUGCGUGCUGUGUCUUCCUCUGACCCUGGUGGUGGUGCUGCUACCUCCAGGGCCAAACCUGGCCCUGCUCUGCUGCUUCCACGAGGCCUGUGUCACUUUUGCCUCCAUCUCUACUGCCAUUAACGUGCUGGUCAUUAGUGUGGACCGCUACGACAUCUCCGUCCGGCCCGCCAACCGGUUGCUCACCCCGCGGAGGGCAGGGCUGUUGCUGACUGCUGUCUGGGCCACGUCUCUGGCCGUCUUCUUCAUCCCUUUCCUGGAGGUGGAGUUUCUCACAGGAGGCUCGGAGAAUGGGAAGCCCAUCCCCGCCUCAUCCUCCUCCGCCGCCACCACCGUGGCGCCUGUGUGGCGUAACCGGACGCUGCUGUGUGUGGGCGGCCAGGGCUACCACACAGGCUUGGCUAUGUACUACCACCUCCUGCUGCAGGUGCCCAUCUUCUUUACCACGGUGGCAGUCAUGCUGUUCACAUACUCACGGAUCCUGCGGGCCUUGAACAUUCGCAUCGGCUCCCAUAUUAAGAACAGCCAGCGCUUCAGGCGCCCACACUGUAGGGGGGGCCGUAAGAGACAGAAGCAGAAGGCAAGACUGGGAGUGAUAGAGGGAGGAGAGCAGUGUACAGACACAAGCAAGCCGCUCUCUCACCCUCCCUGCAUCCCCCCCAUCUCCACAGCCACCUCCCCCCCAGCCCUGUCCUCAGACCCUCUGGUCAGCUUAGAAGGCCCUGCCACUGCUGCCCCUGUCCCCGGUCCCACUGUCCAGGCGUCUGUGUCGGCCAUCAUUGCACUGCGGCGGGCUGUGAGGCGUCACCGGGACCGGCGGGAGCGCCAGCGGCGCGUCUUCAGGAUGUCCCUCCUCAUCAUCUCCACCUUCCUGGGCUGCUGGGCUCCUCUGUCCAUGGCCAAUUUGCUGAUCCUGGGCCUGGGCCCCAGCGACACCCUGGUCAGCAUGCGCCUGUGGUUCCUGGCCCUGGCCUAUGGCACCACUGUCUCCCACCCACUGCUCUAUGCCUUCACGAGGCAGAAGCUGCGGCGUGCCCUCAGGGCCAAGGUAAAGAAGCGGGUGGUGUCCCUGCUGCAGUUGGACCCCUCGCCAGGAGGGACAGUCAUACACAACUCCUGGGUGAAGCCAAGGAAGGGAUGUCAGUUACGGCUGGAGGGCAGCGACGCCACUGGCCGUUGCCUGGCAGAGCCCCUGUGAGAACAGCACAGACUGAGUGUGUAUAACACUACUGACAGACCUGCUCGUUAUACAGGUCUGUGUGAAGGUAAUUGACUCUUCACUAAGCCGUCCUCUUAGUUAUUGUUCCUGCCUCGUCAAGAUUUUCCCAGGAAGCCAAAUUCCUCAUUCAAACCACUGGAGAAAACUCAUCACAAUGAUCUCAAACUGUGUUUUUUAUACACAAUUAAAUGAACCAGAAUACCCCUUGCUGAUUAGGAGACUCUCGGGUACAUUGUGGUGGACUCAUCACAAUCGCUUUACAGAAACCUGAUAAAAAUGUAUCUUUUAGUCUGGCUAGCCACUGCCAUGACUCAGCAUGCAGUCAGCUACCACUUUUGGACAGUAGUGUACCCAAUUGUCGUACAUGAGUAAAAGUAAAGAUACCUUCAUAGAAAGUUACUCAAGUAAAAGUCACCCAGUAAAAUACUACUUGAGUAGAAGUGUAAAAGUGUGUGGUCUUAAAUAUACUUAAGUAUCAAAAGUAAAAUGAUAAAUAAUUUCAUAUUCCUUUUUAUUAAGUAAACCAGGCGGCACAAUUGUCUUGUUUUUAUUUAUUUAUUUACAGAUAACCAGGGGCACACUCCAACACUCAGACAUAAUUUACAAACUAAGCAUUUGUGUUUAGUGAGUCCGCCAGAUCAGAGGCAAUAUGGGAUGUUCUUUUGAUAAGUGUGUGAAUUGGACCAUUUUCCUGUCCUGCUAAGCAUUUGAAAUAUAAUGAGUACUUUUUGGUGUCAGGGAAAAUGUAUGCAGUAAAAAGUACAUUAUUUUCUUUAUGAAUGUAAUGGAGUAAAAGUAAAAGUUGUCAAACUAUAAAUAGCAAAGUACAGAUACCCCCCCCAAAAAACGACUUAAGUAGUAUUUUAAAAUAUUUUUAUACCAAUGCUUUUGGAGCUAACUAGUUCUCCCGAUCGUAUCCUGAUGUCGACAGCAGAUGAGAGUUGUACUUAUAAUAGGCCUAUAGAUAAUUUAGCUAGCUGACAUGUAUUUGGAGAAAACAAGUUAUAUUAACUGGCUAGCUAGCUAGUGUUAGCAACGUUUUUUAAUGGUGGCCAAUGAGACUGAGUGCUAGCUAGUAAACAAUACAGCAAAAGUAUAAUUUUUGAAAAAUACUCCAACAGGCUCUGUAUUUCAGGAAUCACAGUAUCAAGUACCCCUAGUGCACUGUUAAAUUAUUUAGACAUUUAAACAAAUCAUUUUGUGAGCAAAUCUACAGUGCCUUGCGAAAGUAUUCGGCCCCCUUGAACUUUGCGACCUUUUGCCACAUUUCAGGCUUCAAACAUAAAGAUAUAAAACUGUAUUUUUUUGUGAAGAAUCAAAAGCAAGUGGGACACAAUCAUGAAGUGGAACGACAUUUAUUGGAUAUUUCAAACUUUUUUAACAAAUCAAAAACUGAAAAAUUGGGCGUGCAAAAUUAUUCAGCCCCCUUAAGUUAAUACUUUGUAGCGCCACCUUUUGCUGCGAUUACAGCUGUAAGUCGCUUGGGGUAUGUCUCUAUCAGCCAAUAUUUAAUAUUUAAUAUUUAAUACUGCCCUCAUUGGCUUCCAUGCGUUUGAAACAAAAACUUGUCCGUGGAUGUUGGACACACGCUUGGUUAGAGACCAAUGGUGCAUUCAUGACAAGACAAACUCGAAACCCCCAAGUUAAAAUGAACUUCAGUUAUUUGUGUAGAGCUUCCAAUUGAUUCUGAUUAGGGUUGCAAAGGGAGGGUAUAUUACUGGAAACUAAGUUUACCAGUAAACUACCAGAAUUUUGAUAUCUUUCAAGUAUUUUAUGUAAUCUAUCGCAAGACAUCUAGUGGCCAUUUUGGGUACUUCAGGUUUGUAAAGCUGUCUAUAAUUAUGUCUGGCCCUCUGUGUGGCCUUAUCACAUGAGGACCAUGAAAUAAGAUGAUUUAAAUAAAACAAUUACUGACACAACUGUUAAACAUUAUCCUUAAUAUAAACCAUCAACUUAGUGAAUACCAUUGGUGUUUAAUAUGAGAGUUUCAGUAUGAAAUGUACACUUAUUUAUUUUACUAUGAAAGUAUGUAUUUGUUUUCAAUGUUUUUGGAUCAAAUUGGUGGCAGAUGUGAAAAAGGUAAAGAAGUAUUUGGAAGAGUUUCAGAGUUAAUUGAAAAUAAUGCCAUUGUUGAUUAAAUUUUUUUUCAUUAAUUAGGCUAUUUUGUCUUGACAUUUCUUUAUAUAUGAAAUGUAUUCAUUUAUAGUAUUCAUUUUUUUAUAUCUGUGUCCAUAUUGUUCAUGAGUUUCUACUAGAUAGACUAUCUACUAGAAACUCAUGAACAAUAUGGACACAAAUAUGAAAAAGGAAUACUAUAUAUAUCAAUAAAAAAAAUAUUCAAGUAUACAUUACCGAAGUUACAAUAGAUUGCCAUAGAUUUCCUGUUAAUUACUGAAGAUUCCAGUACUUUGGUAAUCUACGAGUAGCUUUGCAACCCUAAUUCUGAUACUUUCCAAGUGGGAAAUUCGGUCCUCAUCUUUCUAUAAUAUAUACGUUUCCAUGUCGUAAAUUUCUGACUUUCCGAGUUCCAAGUAGUCUUAAAUGCACCACAAGGCCCCUAGGUUCCGGUCUAUUCCCAGAUAACUUUAUUUUUAUAUAUUAAAUACUGUACAUGUAGACUGCUUAGUUAUUGCAGUUGAACUGAACUCUGGCCAAGACAAUUCCCAUGGACGGCCCCAUAGAGAAGUCAAAUUUGAAAAUUCCUUUAGUCAUCACCUUUGUACAAAAAAACAUCCAUUGAAUUAUUAUUGUCACUGAGGUCGAUUUAUUUUUCUAUCACUCACAGGCGAAGAUAUUAACAUUUUGCAUUCAUGCUCUGACAUCAUGAACCAGCUGUCCAGGGGGAAGAGCCUGUUGGUUUGUUUACCUGAUACCGCCAAAUAUGUUUAUAACUAACCCAAGAUAGACCACAACCUGUCGUUUACAAUGGGAACAAAUUAAUCGUAGUGGGCAGAACAAGCAAGGAGUUGGGCAGAUCCUAUUGGCGCGUUCUAGCAAACUUUUGCAUAUUUCAGUUAUUGAACAACUACUCUGAAGUGCGCAUAAGCAAUAAUUCGUCUUUACGUUCUUCCAAACAAUGCGAUGUCUUACCACUCUGGCAAAGGGUAAAGUCUACAACACUUUGUCCGCUCUGUUGAUAACAGAUUUUAGUUUUGGGAAUUGUAUUGAGAUCAAAUAUUUAAUUGAUGAGAACAUUUCAGACAAAAUCAUUCUCGUUCCCUCUUCUCCCACUGCCGGCCACUGGGCUUCCAAUAUCACGAUUUGGUAGUGACUGGAAACGCUAAGCGGAUGCUUCACAUUUAUACAUUCGGUGAAGUAUCUGUCUCAUUGUUCUGUCUGUGAUACUGCUGUUUGUCCAGUGCACACUAAGUGGUAGUGCGCAGGCAUAGUCAUUCUGCUGAAUGCCGAUGUAGAAAGAUGGCAACAGCCACAAAACGGCGAUUGUAAAGAUUAUGUUGAAAACCACGGUCGUCCAAUUUGGACGCUGUUUCCAUUCCAUAUAUACCAGAAAUACUUUAAGAAAUGAGAUGGGAACCUCAAUGGCCAAUGAAUGGAGGAACGUAAAAGGCCCCGCUCAGCAGACUUUUGAUCAUUUGAGUUCACGUUGUCAGGCCACGCAAUCCCUUCUAAAGGUAAUGAUAUGAGUCGAGAAACCUGCCCAUUUUCCUGAAAAGUACCAAAUGUCCCGAUUUGAAAGCUAUAUGGUUAUUAUCUCCCAUCUUGGAAAAUAUGUAUAAAUGUUGUGUUUUAUUAGCUAGCACCCAAUUGACUCCCAUUCACUCCAUGUCCCAAUCCCAACAUCGCCUAGAAUGAACCGCGCGGCAAUGUACACAAUAGGUGUUAAUAUACGAAUUGAAUGGAUUUUCCCAUCUCAUUUCUUAAAGUAUUUCUGAGGUAUACCUCAACGUUAGAGACCGUUCCUAUCCAACGGUGCACUGCAAUUGGUUGCCAAAAAAUCUGGGGCGAGGCUUAGGGAAUUGUCAGUAAUACACUGUAGCAUCCACCUCGGGGACAUAGUACAAUAUAACCACCAGCAAACCAGUGCUGGAUUUCAGAAACACAACUUGCAGCACUAUAGUCCAACCAUGUUGUUCCAUCUCUGUGUCCUCAGCCACCUUACUCUGCCUCCAAUACUAAUAAAUUAUUUGUUAGAACAAACAAAGCAUAAAAUAUAAGAUAAUGACAGGUCAAACAUUGGUCAUCUUUAAUAUUACUAAAGUGUCUGUUUACAAAUGGAAACAUAUAUGGUAUAUCAUUGAAUACACUCCCUAGAUGCUUAUGUAACUUCUGUACAGUAUGAGUCUAUUUAGCCAGCAGAGGAUCAGAAUGCCACCCACUCAAGCAUUCGAAGGCAGCUUCCAACACAAAAACAUUGACACUCAUAGAUACACAAAUACAGAUCCUUUGGAUCUGCUAAAUGUUACUGAUGCCUUAAUUCUAUUAAGAAUGAUUCAUUGAUUCUGAAUGAGAAUAUUAGUACAUGUGUAUAUCCUUCCUGAUAUAAGACUUAAUUAUACUCUUAGAAAAAAGGUUUCAAAAGGGUUCUUCGGUUGUCACUAUAGGAUAACCCUUUUGGGUUCCAGGAAUAACUUUUUGGGGUUCCAUGUAUACCUAUUUUGGGUUCCAUGUAGAACCCUCUGAGUAAAAUAGUUUUCAAAGGGUUCUCCUAUGGGGACAGCCGAAGAAGAAGUUCUCGGUUCUUGAUAGCACUUUUUUCUUCUUCUAAGAUUGUAUGUACAUAUUGUGAACACUAUCAACUAUUCAUAUGUAAAUAGAGGGGGGGGGGGGGUUAAAGAACUUACUCCUGUAUGUAAUAGACAGUGUUGCGUUGGAUAGUUUGUAGUAAACAGAUGUUUUAAUAUUAACAGAAACUUCCAUAAAGCUCAUAAAUGUGUCUACUCUUUGGCACUGAAUUUGUAAUCAUGUAUUGAUAUUUAUUUAUUGCGGUGUGCUGUAAAUUAAAUAGACAUUGACAUUACUUAUUCAAUGUGAUUUCCACCUUGUCUAUUGAUCCCCAAAUCAUUUGGUCAUGUAACAAAGAGUGAUCUUGUCAGCCCCUGUGUCAAACCAAUUCAACACCUUUGCAGAUACAAAGGUCCCUAGAGCUGGCGUAACUGAACAGGAAAGUGUUUUCCCCAUAAUUGUCCUGUAUGAAACAAAUGUAGGUUUUUGCACUUCUGGUAUAUUUACGUUUGUUUGUUGUUUACAAAAAAUUGUAAUAAUACAUGAAAAUAUAGGACUGAAAGAAGUUAUAUGUGUUGAUCAGGUAAAAACAAAACUGAACAACACUUGGCUUGUGUUUGAUUUCUGCACAACACUGUUCUGUGGUGUAGGACCUUCAUCCUCCUGUGGGACUUUUCGAUUUAUUGUCAUAAAACCUGAGACAAAUCUGAUGGAUUUAUGGUAGGCCUACUGAAUGCUCACACUUGGUGUAUAUACGCAUGUAUUCAUUGUAUAACUUCUAAUUGUGUUUUCUUGUAUCUGAAUACAUAGAAAGAAGACACUGACCAUAUCAAUAAAUUUGACUAUUGUAUUGGGGCUUUUGUUUGCAGUCAGUUACCUUUUUAUCUGGCUUCUCUACUCCUGUGUUCUUGUCAUCUAUAGGUUUUUCAAUAGGAAGCACAUUUCAUCCCUGAAUAAAGAUGGUUUCACACACAUUGCUAUA